AUGAGGAAUUUCGAUUACGGGGGUAACGAAGCAGUUCAAGAGUCGAAGAAGGGUGGAGAACGCGAUGCUUCUGUGAGUUUGUCAUCGCCGGAGAGAUCGAGGAUCCGUAAAAGUGUUGAAGGGAUAUCGAUGUUGGCAUCUACAGAGGCGUCGAAGGCGUCGAAGACAAGGCGGGGAACUUCAUAUGGGUCGCCUGCGUCAUCUCCGGAGAAGACCACGAGGCGGGAAACUUCAUAUGGGUCGCCAUCUCCGGAGAAGGCCACGAGGCGUGGUUCAACUCUGUCUCCUAGAGUUGCGAAGAAGCAUAAGGUAAAUGUGGCUCCUUCUGGUGAUGACAGAGAAGAAUGGCCAGAGUCUGAGAUGUUGGCAUCAACAGUUGCGAAGAAGACAAGGCGGGGAACUUCAUAUGGUGGGUCGCCUGUGUCUGCUAGACAAUCGAAGAAGCAGAAGGUAAACUCGGAGAAGAGUCUAGGUGAUGAUGGUGAUGACAGAGAAGAAUUUCUCCAGAUUGUGGUAAAUGAAGAAGAGGAAUUUGGGGAUAUAGGUGAUGAUGGUAGUGAAGAUGAGAACGGUAUUGCUGGCAUUGAGGAAGUUGGUGAUAAAGCAAAAAAUGAUGAUUGUGAGGUUGAUGAAGACGAAGGGGAUGAUGAUGCAUGGGAUGAUGAUAAAAUCCCUGAUCCUGUGUCAUCAGAUGAUGAGAAUGAAGAGGAGAUAAUACCUGCGCAAGCUUACAAAGAAGACACUGAUCCAGAGGAGCUCCUUCAGCUAGGCAAGACAUUUUCAGAUGUUGAGGACUUCAAACAUGCUUGUCUCAGGUAUACCCUGAAAACCAGAUACAACAUCAAGUACUACAGAUCCAGUAGCUUGAAGAUGGGGGCAAAAUGUGCCGCUGAGAUGAGAGAUGAUGAGGCUCCAUGUCCUUGGAUGGUCUACUGUUCGUAUGAUAGGAGGAAACAGAAGUUGAUGGUAAAGACAUACGUCAAUGACCAUAAGUGUGAGAGGACAGGGUAUUCCAAGAUACUUAAGAGGUCAGCAAUUGCAAGUCUAUUUGCUGAGAGGUUAGGCUGA
Molecule: messenger RNA, 1068 nt
Organism: Brassica napus (rape)
Lineage: Eukaryota; Viridiplantae; Streptophyta; Magnoliopsida; Brassicales; Brassicaceae
Product: nucleolin-like
Exons: 1
Coding region: 1-1068 (355 amino acids)
Source: RefSeq, a predicted model, not a curated record